CUUCCAUAUACAUUCGGAAUAUCACCAGUAAAAGUAUGUUCAAGAUUUGCAUGAUCAAGAAUGAAUGUGUUCUAUAUAUGGGCUGUCUGUAUUCAGUGAAGUUGUCUGAUGGAUUGAAGAUUGAACGUUGGAUGAAAUUUAGUGAUUGAAAAGUGAUGAUGGGAGAUUGAAAAAUAACAGUAACCAACUCCCAGGAUAAUUUUUUUUUGCUUUCUUUAGGAUAUUGUCAAGUUGGGGAGUCCAUGAGUUUUCACAAGCCUUUGACCAUUCGAUAGGCACAUUCAUUUCAAUUUACUUAACAUUAAUACUAACCCAUAAUUAUAGAAUGUCUAGAUUAAACGAAUAUCAAGUUAUCGGUCGUCGUCUUCCAACUGAUUCUGUUCCAGAACCAAAAUUAUACCGUAUGAGAAUUUUUGCUCCAAACGUUGUUGUUGCUAAAUCUCGUUACUGGUACUUCUUACAAAAAUUACAUAAAGUUAAAAAAGCCUCUGGUGAAAUUGUUUCUGUCAAUGUUAUCCAUGAAGCUAGACCAACCAAAGUUAAGACUUUCGGUAUCUGGUUAAGAUACGAUUCCAGAUCUGGUAUUCACAACAUGUACAAAGAAUACAGAGGUACCACCCGUGUUGAAGCUGUUGAAAUCAUGUACCAAGAUUUAGCUGCUAGACACAGAGCUAGAUUUAGAAGUGUCCACAUCUUAAAGGUUGUUGAAUUAGAAAAAUCUGAUGAUGUUAAAAGACAAUACGUUAAACAAUACUUAUCUAAAGAUUUGAAAUUCCCAUUACCUCACAGAGUUCAAAAAUCCGAUAAAUUAUUCCAAUCUCGUGCUCCUUCUACUUUCUACUAGAUUAUUUAGUUGUAAGUACCUAUUGAAAUAAUUAAAUAAAUAAAAAAACAACCUCAUAAGGCUAUUUUGAUAUUGAAAAUGGUUUCUAUAUUUUAAUCUUUUC
Hyphopichia burtonii NRRL Y-1933 is the source of this 947-nucleotide messenger RNA. It is a transcript of the gene RPL20B, whose product is annotated as 60S ribosomal protein eL20. Gene Ontology annotation, cellular component: cytosolic large ribosomal subunit; ribosome. Gene Ontology annotation, biological process: translation. The record is from RefSeq and is a predicted model, not a curated record. Gene Ontology annotation, molecular function: structural constituent of ribosome. Bases 326 to 844 code for a protein of 172 amino acids. The transcript has a single exon. NCBI's taxonomy places the organism in Eukaryota, Fungi, Ascomycota, Pichiomycetes, Serinales, Debaryomycetaceae.